AUGACUGGACUUUGUACCCAAAAGAGGGUUAAAACCGAAGACUGUUGGAGGGAAGUCAUUUCCUCCUUGGAUUGCCUGGCAAGAACAUCUAAAAUGAAAGCCUUUCGUCACCUCGCUCUUCUCAUCCUCCUUUUUGGAGCCUCAGCCAUUGGGCAAAAUACAACUCCUUCAAGUAGCGCUACCAUGAAUGACGUAGUUACUGCUGCCACAACACCUACCACAACAACUGCGACAACUGCCACAACACCUACCACAACACCUGCCACAACACCUACCACAACAACUGCGACAACUGCCCCAACACCUACCACAACAACUGUCACAACUGCCACGAAAACUCCACCAACUUCCUCUGUGGCCUCUGUUUCUAUAUCGAGUUCAGUUACAGACGCCACUGUCACGUCUACAACAAGUAAAUCAAGCACAGAUGAAAACACAACAGCUGCACCUACCCCUGGCUGCGUUUCUUCUGGGAGCAAUGAGCCAACCACAGUGGUCACUUCUCCAGAAACACAAACGACAGAGACGGACACUGGAUCAUCCCUCAUCACAGUCCCCCAAAGUAAUUCCUCAGAGGCUGUUCCUUCAGUGACUUCUGGCAAUGUCACUUCGCCUGAGAGCAGCCCCCCAAACCCUGGUCCCCCAGAUCUCAGCAGUCCUUGCCACGGAACUCCCUGUAAAGGCGAUUCUUCAUGUGUUAGCCUGAAUGAUACCUAUUUUUGCCUGUGUUCGUUAGGAUAUUACUAUAACUCUUCCACAUGCAAAGAAGGAAAGCUAUUCCCUGGAACAAUUACAGUAAAAGUAUCAGAAACGUCUGGUUUGGAAGAUAAAAAUUCUAUGGCCUAUCAAAAAUUACAUACUAAAGUUACUGAAUUUUUUGUGAAUGCAUUUAACAGUUUUGAUUAUGGACAGACUAUAAUUCGUGAAGUAAGCACCUCUCCUUCAGCAAGAUCGGAAACACGUGCUGGUGAAAGGGAUGUCUCUGUAGAAGUCGUAAACAUUUUCACAAAAACUACAAAAGAAGAUGAGGUGACCGUGUCUAAAUCCAUUCAGAAAGCAAUUGAAAACAACAAGGAUGGCAUUACAGGAUAUAUUAUUCAAAGCCUGUGUGAUUAUUAUGGUUGUGAAAAGGAAAACCAGCAAGACAAAUGUGACAAUGGUUUGCUGUGUAAAUGCAAGCCGGGGAUGGAAAGACCUAACCCCCAGAUCCCUGUGUGUGUUGCCUCUGCUCCAAAGUGUCCUGAUACCUGCAACGCAGACCAUAAUAAGCAAUGCUUACUGAACAAGAACAGUGGGAGCCCCGAAUGCGUGUGCCUCUCAGGCUACGAGGAAGAUGAUCAUGGGAUCUGUCGAGAGUGUGCCUUUGGCUACAACGGAGUCAACUGUAAAGACCAAUUUCAGCUGAUCCUAACUAUUGUGGGCAGCAUCGCUGGCAUCCUCGUUCUUGGCCUGGUGAUUGCAUUGAUCUUCUCAGUGAGGUCAAAGAACAAAAACAAGAAUAUUGAAGAACAGAACUUGAUUGAGAACGACUUUCAAAAUCUGAGACUGAAGCAGACUACAGGCUUCAGCAAUGUAGGAGCAGACGGGAGUAUCUUCCCUAAAAUCAGGACGAAUGUCCCCAGUCAGCUACACAAUCCCUAUGCAAACCAGAGAAGUAUGCCUCGCCCCGACUACUAG
Molecule: messenger RNA, 1677 nt
Organism: Puma concolor (puma)
Lineage: Eukaryota; Metazoa; Chordata; Mammalia; Carnivora; Felidae
Gene: MUC13
Product: mucin 13, cell surface associated
Source: RefSeq, a predicted model, not a curated record